AUGCACGGACCUCCAGAACCUGUGACACCACUGUUCCAUGUAGAUAAGAAGAGGAAUCAUGUUCCUGUGGAGGAGCAGUCGUCCUGCUGUGCUGUGUGUCAGGAGGUUCUGAAAGAUCCAGUCUCUAGCAGCUGUGGACACUGGUUCUGCAGACAGUGCUUCACCUCAUACUGGGACCCGUCUGGACCAUCAGGAGACUCUCCCUGUCCUCAGUGUGUGAAACAAUCCAGAACCAGCACCGUCCAAAAACUAGUGGGUCUUGUAGUUCAGUCUCUGUUGUUUCUUCUUCUUUCAGCAGAUGUUGCUCUGCAGGAGGCUGUAGUUGAACACAAGCUCAGUCUGAGAAGCAGAUGUGAACGUGUGACUGAAGGAGGUGAAACAGGAAGUGGAGUCCUCCUCACCAGCAUCUACACUGAGCUCUACAUCACAGAGGGACAGAGUGAAGAGGUGAACACCCAACAUGAGGUGAGGCAGCUGGAGACAGCUUCCAAGAAGACCCUCCAUGAGGCUCCCAUCAAGGUCCACCACAUCUUUAAAGCCUCCUCUGACCCACACAGACCCAUCAGACUGGUUCUGACCAACGGCGUCGCUGGCGUUGGAAAAACCUUCUCGGUGCAGAAGUUUACUCUGGACUGGGCCGAGGGCCGGGAAAACCCAGACGUCCGUGUUGUGGUUCUGCUGUCGUUCAGGGAGCUGAACCUGAUCAGAGAUCAGCAGCACAGUCUUCUCACGCUGCUCCAUGUUUUCCAUCCAAAGCUCCAGAAGGUCCCAGCAGAUCAGCUCACUGUCCUGAAGCUUCUGUUCAUCUUUGACGGCCUGGAUGAAAGCAGACUCUCACUGGACUUCAGCCACAGGAAGGUUGUGUCUGACGUCACACACAAGUCAUCGGUCAACGUGCUGCUGACCAACCUCAUCCAGGGGAACCUGCUUCCCUCGGCUCUGGUCUGGAUCACUUCCCGACCCGCAGCGGCCCAUCGGAUCCCUCCUACAUGUGUGGACAGGGUCACUGAAGUACGAGGCUUCACCGACGCCCAGAAGGACGAGUUUUUCAGGAGGAGAUCCAGCCACGAGCAGCUGUCCAGCAGAAUCAUCUCACACGUCAAGACGUCCAAGAGCCUCCACAUCAUGUGUCAGAUCCCAGUGUUCUGCUGGAUCACUGCUACGGUUCUGGAGCACAUGUUGACUACAGAGCAGAGAGGAGAGCUGCCCAAGACCCUGACGGACCUGUACUCACACUUCCUGCUGGUCCUGACCCAGAGGAAGAGGAACAAGUACCAUGAGGGACAUGAGACCAGUCCACAGGAGCUGACGGAGGCUGACAGGGAAGUUCUCCUGAAGCUGGGGAGGCUGGCGUUCAAACAUCUGGAGGAAGGAACCAUCAUGUUCUACCAAGAAGACCUGGAGCAGUGUGGUCUAGACGUCACAGAGGCCUUGGUUCACUCCGGAGUCUGUACAGAGAUCUUCAGGAGAGAGAGUGUGAUCUUCCACAAAACAGUCUACUGCUUUGUUCAUCUGAGUGUUCAGGAGUUUCUGGCUGCUGUUCACAUGAUGCACUGUUACACCAACGAGAAGAAGGACGAACUGGAGAAGUUCCUAAAAGAAUCCAAACAUAGAGAAUCAAUCUUUACAAAGAUCAAACAGUUGUUUGUAUGUAAAACAAAUCAACACAGUGAUGAGCUUCAUCCUAAAACUCUAUCUCUGGAUGAGUUCAUGUAUAGAACCAUGUCUAAAUCCUUCCAAAGUCCAAGUGGCCACCUGGACCUGUUUGUUCGCUUUCUUCAUGGCCUCUGUCUGGAGUCCAAGCAGAGAAUCUUAGGAGGUUUGCUGGGUCACACAGAGAACAGUCCAGAAACCAUCCAGACAAUCAUCAACAACCUGAAGGAGAUGAAGAAUGAUAAAAUCUCUCCAGACAGAAGCAUCAACACCUUCCACUGUCUGAUGGAGAUGAACGACCACUCAGUCCAUCAGCAGAUCCAAGAGUUCCUGAAGUCAGAGAACAGAUCAGAGAAGGAACUCUCUCUGAUCCAGUGCUCAGCUCUGGCCUACAUGCUGCAGAUGUCAGGGGAGGUUCUGGAUGAGUUGGAUCUGAACCAGUACAACACAUCACUGGAGGGACGACGGAGACUGAUCCCAGCAUUGAGGAACUGCAGAAAGGCUCAACUUUCUUGGUGUGGACUCUCUGAGACUUACUGUGAAGUUGUGGCCUCAGCUCUGAAGUCCAACCCGUCACAUCUGACACAUCUGGACCUGAGUCACAACAACCUGCAGGACUCAGUGGAGGUUCUGUGUGCUGGACUGGAGAGUCCUCACUGUCGACUGGAGACUCUGAGGUCAGUGUUUUUCGUGGUUCAUGUCUCAGUGGCAGUUUUUCAAUUGAGUUGUUGCAGUUUUUCAGAGAUCAGCUGUGAUUCACUGGGUUCAGCUCUGAAGUCUAACCUGUCACAUCUGACAGAACUGGACCUGAGCUGGAACGAGCUGAAGGAUUCAGGAGUGAAGCAUCUGUGUGGUUUUCUGGAGAGUCGUCACUGUCGACUGGAGACUCUGAGAUUGAAGAGCUGCAGUUUGUCAGAGAUCAGUUGUGAUUCUCUGGCCUCAGCUCUAAAGUCCAACCCAUCCCAUCUGACAGAACUGGACCUGAGCUGGAACGAGCUGCAGAAUUCAGGAGUGAAGCAUCUCUGUCGUUUUCUGGAGAGUCGUGACUGUCGACUGGAGACUCUGAGAUUCAGUUGGUGCAGUUUGUCAGAGAUCAGCUGUGAUUCUCUGGUCUCAGCUCUGAAGUCCAACCCGUCCCAUCUGAAACAACUGGACCUGAGUCUUAACAAACUGCAGGAUUCAGGAGUGAAGCAUCUGUGUGGUUUUCUGGAGAGUCGUCACUGUCGACUGGAGACUCUGAGAUUAAGUUGCUGCAGUUUGUCAGAGAUCAGCUGUGAUUCUCUGGGUUCAGCUCUGAAGUCCAACCUGUCACAUGUGAGAGAACUGGACCUGAGUGACAACGACCUGCAGGAUUCAGGAGUGAAGCAUCUGUGUGGUUUUCUGGAGAGUCUUCACUGUCAACUGGAGUCUCUGAGGUCAGACUCCAUGUUUUAGUUCUGUGUGAGCUUAAUGUGAUGUGAACUGUAGCAGGUUUAUCAUGAGGUCAAAUCACCUUCAGGACUGAUCACAUUUAACUGUUCA
Messenger RNA from Betta splendens (Siamese fighting fish), 3174 nucleotides. RefSeq names its product NACHT, LRR and PYD domains-containing protein 12-like. The transcript is spliced from 8 exons. The coding region runs from base 1 to 3087 and encodes 1028 amino acids. Gene Ontology annotation, molecular function: protein binding; metal ion binding. The record is from RefSeq and is a predicted model, not a curated record. NCBI's taxonomy places the organism in Eukaryota, Metazoa, Chordata, Actinopteri, Anabantiformes, Osphronemidae.